Messenger RNA from Rotaria sp. Silwood2, 450 nucleotides. NCBI's taxonomy places the organism in Eukaryota, Metazoa, Rotifera, Eurotatoria, Philodinida, Philodinidae. The record is from the annotation of a GenBank genome assembly.
AUGAUAAAUUUGGAAAAAGAUGCUAAUAACAGUACUAUUGUUGCCAUUGAACGUAGUAAUAGACUAGGUGUAAAAUAUGGAAUCGAUCCAAAUAUUGUCGAUAAAUUGACAUUAGAAUAUAUUUUCGAUGCAGAAGAUUUCAAUAAAAUCAUAUUACCAGAUCAAACAAUAAAUCAAGAACCAAUUUAUUGGAUUAUCUUAGAUUGCGACACUGAUACAAUUCUAAAACAAACACAAUCACGACCUACAAGAGAUAUUUGGGAAAUACGAAACGCUUUAAACUACUGUCAGCAACGUUUUCGUCAUUUGAGUGCUCAUUUUGGUAUACCGUUUGUUGAUACAACACAACGAACAUUGGAACAAGUUUAUGAUGAAGUACUUGAUACCGUUAGAAAAUAUCAGACUAUUAUCGAUAUUAUCGCCAAAUGGGUACUCAAAUGCUUAAUUAAU